Molecule: messenger RNA, 1045 nt
Organism: Caenorhabditis angaria
Lineage: Eukaryota; Metazoa; Nematoda; Chromadorea; Rhabditida; Rhabditidae
Source: the annotation of a GenBank genome assembly
AUGAAGUUCCUUAUUCUUGCGGCUCUUUGCGCCUCAGUUUCGGCAUUCGCCAUUUUGGAUGGUUAGUUUUGAUCUUCUUUUUCAAAAUUCUCAGAAACAUAUUUGAAAUUUUCUAGAGAACAUCUCAUCUUUGUCUGGUCAAGCUCUCGUCGAUUAUGUCAAUUCAGUUCAAACAAUGUUCAAAGCUGUUCACAGCGAUGAAGAUACUGAACAAGUUAUGCGAAGCCGUGUUAUGAAUGUCAAAUAUGCCGCUGAACACUCUCCAGAAAUCCGUGCCACCGAAAAGAAUGUCGAAGUUCUCGCUAGCAUCCCAUCAUCUUUCGAUUCCCGAACCAAAUGGUCUGAGUGCAGUUCAAUCAAGGCUGUCAGAGAUCAAGCAACUUGUGGAUCAUGCUGGGCUUUUGGAGCUGCUGAAACAAUCUCUGAUCGUAUUUGCAUUGAAUCAUCUGGAAAAGAACAACCAACAAUCUCAGCUGAUGAUAUUUUGGCUUGUUGUGGAUCAUCUUGUGGAAAUGGAUGUGAUGGUGGAUAUCCAAUUGCUGCUAUCAGAUGGUAUGUUAAGACUGGAGUUGUAACUGGAGGAGGAUACGAAGGAUCUGGCUGCAAACCAUAUCCAUUUGCUCCAUGCACAAAGAGCCCAUGCACUGAAUCAAAAACUCCAUCAUGCUCUUUGAGUUGUCAAUCCAGUUAUCAUACCGCUUAUUCCAAGGAUAAACAUUUCGGAUCAACCGCUUAUGCCGUUUCCAAAUCAGUUUCAGCCAUUCAAACUGAAAUCUACAAUCACGGACCAGUCGAAGCUGCCUUCACAGUCUAUGAAGAUUUCUACAAAUACAGCAGCGGAGUUUAUAAACACACAUCUGGAAAAGAACUCGGAGGACAUGCCAUCAAAAUUAUUGGAUGGGGAACUGAAUCAGGAUCUGAUUAUUGGCUUGUUGCCAACUCAUGGGGAACUUCGUGGGGAGAGAAAGGAUUCUUCAAGAUUUUGAGAGGAGUCAAUGAAUGUGGAAUUGAAGGAGCUGUUGUUGCCGGAACCGCCAAAGUCUAA